AUGCGCGCCCAGAAAAUUGGUCAUGAAGAUUUGACUAAGAAAUUCGACUUGCGAAUGUUGCGAACCCUCAGUUUUGUUUUUAUGGAACAUUUGAAGGGGCAACUAAAAGAUAAACCAGCAGCAUUUGCUUUUGACUGUAAUUUACUAAAAAAGAAUGUCGGUGAUGAUUUUGGCAGUAUGAGUGUUGAGGAUUUGUUUCCAUACUUCUGCUCUGAUCAGAGGAAAAGAAUAACCGAUAUGUUUCAUGGAGAUAUGCCUCCUUCUAUGAAGCAAAAGAAACAAAAACAAGCCUCUGAGGACUCAAUUUGA
Messenger RNA from Striga hermonthica, 309 nucleotides. Lineage: Eukaryota; Viridiplantae; Streptophyta; Magnoliopsida; Lamiales; Orobanchaceae. The record is from the annotation of a GenBank genome assembly.